UAUUGCAUGUGACCAAGGGCACACCUGAGCAUGUCUGUUGAGCGAAAAAAUAGUACUUCCUGGUUCUGAUGCGUUCCCCAUGUCCUCCCCAUAGGUUUCUAUUGGCGUCGCUGUCUCUAUACAUAUAUUCUCUAAGGAGCUGAACUACUACAGAUUUUGAAUACGAAAUUAUAUCGGUUAAUACGAGAGAUUUCGAGGAAAUAUCACCAGGACAGGUUUCUGGAAGUUGAGAUCAAGUCGAACUGGCUGGAUAGCUAGCCCAUAUGGAAAGCUUUUUGACUCAGCCUUUUGUUUACAGUGACCAGGAUUUGGUUCGUCGUGUUGUGCGCUCCCAGGGAUGCGAAACACUCGAAAAACUGUCUAAAUUUGACAAACGAUUGCGGUCUACUUGGACUGAGAAGAUGGAGCAUGGGCUAUUCCGUUAUCCUCUCGAGGAUUUAAAGACACGGAUUCUUCCCGGACCGUAUGGUUUCGUAGCUCAGCUUAACAUCAUGCGGGGGCAAGAGAGGCGAAAACCUCAGCAAAUAUUCAGCAUAAGGCAACAAUUUGACUCGGAACAAUUCAACUUUAAUAAGAUACAUUCUCAUGAAAUUCUAUUUCAGAUGAGCAAACAAAACUCAAAUGAGGCAGAUGUAGAACCUCAAUUCAAAGACAUCACGUCACGCUGUAAUGAAAAUGGACUUGAAGGAGCACGCGACAAAGUGAUUGUUGUAAUCAACGUGAGUCCGCUCGAAUUCGGCCAUUGUUUAUUUAUACCGGAACCGACGCACUGCAUGCCACAGAUCCUUACUGCCUCUGCCAUUCAAACUGGAAUUGAGUCUGUGUUUCUAAGCGCCGAUUCAGGAUUUCGAGUGGGAUUCAACAGUCUAGGGGCAUUUGCAUCAGUUAAUCAUUUACACCUCCAUGGAUACUACUUAGACUCGGAGCUGCGGAUAGAAUCUGCUCCGACCGAACCUUUAGUUCCCAAGAAGGGCUUUCACCGAUUAAUUGACUUCCCGUCCGGAUUCUUGUUUUAUACGGAAGGAGAAUGCUUGCAUGAAACUGCCACUGUCAUUUGGCAACUGACAAACUUUUUAGUGGAAAGAAAUGUCGCACAUAACAUGUUUCUUACCAGGGGUUGCCCACCGGGUAAGCGACAUGAACCUGCGCUUUCUCGUUCUGGUGUACGAAUAAUCGUGUGGCCAAGGAUAUCCUGCUUCGGGGCGAAAGAAGAAUCCGCCUUCAACGUGGCUCUUUGUGAGUUAGCUGGGCAUUUGCCAUUUAAGAACAGAAGGGACUUUGACGCCAUCACUGAAAGCGAAGUGAAAACCAUUAUUCAAAAAUAUCUCCUUCCCGGUGACGAAUUUACGCAGUUACAAUCAGAGCUAUGCAAACAAUUACACGUACAUCAGUAGCGUAGGCUACUAUCCGCGUAGAUAAUUCAACAUAUUUUAGAAACGCAUGGUGUGUGAACCUUUUGCAUAACUUUGGUGUCCAUGAUAAUCCAAGAAUGGUCGGGUGCGUGACUGCUUUUGUCCCAGCACUAAAACACCUGAUUCAACCAAAAAAAGAAAAAAGGUCACGUUCUUCCAUUAGAGCCUUUAUUAGUUGAGUCAGUUAUUUUUGUGCUGGGGUAGAACCAAAACCUUCACAUAGACCAAGCGUUCUUGGAUAAAAUAAAAGAUUAAAAACAAACUGUCUAUUUCCCUUUGACUGGAAGGCAUACUUGUAUCUCCCCCUGUAUCCUCACUCUGAUCAUUUUUUUUCGUAAUGUCUAUCCACCACUCACAUGUGUUUGUAUUAAGCAUCUCAUGAUAUUUGUGUGUGUGUUUGCAUGUAUGGUACAUGGCCUUUCAGUAUUACUGACAUUAAUAGUUUAUUGAUAUGUGUUAUGGGAGAAUUUCUGUGCUGGGUAUCAAAUUUGUAUUGUCCUUUCUGUCUAUUCUAUGUUCAUUGCUCAUAUGGGCCUUCCUUGCUUGGACUAAUUCCAUUUGACACUGUGUGCUAGGAAGGGAGGUUGGAUGUCGGCGUGUAGCCUUGCUCUCAACGUUUGAGAGCAGGAUGGAUGCACCACGACCCGUGAAGUAGUCGUGGUUGCCUGCUCAUGGGAAGGCUUCACUCACUCCUUGUUUAAUUUGGGUUUCCUACUAUUUUAUGUGUGAAAUUCAGAUAGUCUUGCCUUAUGUACCGUACAUUCUUGUGGCACAUAUUUUAAGUACUGUAUAAAUGGCAUUAAGUUGAUUCUAACUGUUUCCAUGCUGUUUUUCACAAAGAGAGUGAAUAGUUUUCAUUAUUUUAUUAUUUUGCCUACAGCCUGGUGUGCUGUGAGGGGAAACAUGGCAUGGGGUAAUAUAUCUACAUAACAAAAUACUUGAUUUUAUUAAUAUUGUACUAUUUUAUGUCAUCCAGUUUGUUGAUGGAAAAAUACAAGUUGGAACUAUGUCUUUGAGAAAGAUGCGUGCAGGAGAGAUAGGGACGUCUUACACCUUGCACAAUCAGACCAUGUGACUUGCAGAAUGUAUAGAAGUUGACUCCAUGCCCAGAAUCGCUUUUGUCUUUUUAUAAUCAGCAUGUUUUGCAUAAUCAUUCUUCUCAGCAUAGUUACUGGCACCUUAUGCAUGUCAUAUAUAAUCAAGGAAAUCUUCAGAGUAUGAAAAUACAACAAGCUGUUGUUUGAAUUUAGCCAAUAAAACUUGCAAAAGGGUGUAUAUGCAAAAACAAUUAUUCUUAUGCGACAGGCCGAAGCCUCAUGCUUUGAAUUCGUGUGGUUUUCAUCCUAAAUUAUAUAGUAGGAUCAGUUAAAAAUGUUUCUACCCAUGAUUCAUAAAAUGGGCAUACUAAUGAAUAAAGUUUCUUAAAGCACACAUACGCACGUUUCAUUUUUA
Anguilla rostrata (American eel) is the source of this 2864-nucleotide messenger RNA. RefSeq names its product GDP-D-glucose phosphorylase 1 (gene gdpgp1). The coding region runs from base 264 to 1394 and encodes 376 amino acids. Gene Ontology annotation, cellular component: cytoplasm. Gene Ontology annotation, biological process: glucose metabolic process. Gene Ontology annotation, molecular function: GDP-D-glucose phosphorylase activity. The transcript has a single exon. The record is from RefSeq and is a predicted model, not a curated record. Lineage: Eukaryota; Metazoa; Chordata; Actinopteri; Anguilliformes; Anguillidae.